ACCCUUCGCCAUAUCUCAAGGUGUUCUAUCAAACCAGAGUUCGUUUCAGAAGAAUCAAAGGCGCAACCUUUCUACUUGAACCCAUCUGAUCUUGCCAUGGUUAACUCACACUACAUCCAGAAGGGUCUUCUCUUUCCCAAACCUCCUUCCAUUAAUACCUUCAUCGACUACCUUAAGGUUUCCCUUUCCCUCACCCUCGUCCAUUUCCUCCCCUUAACCGGCCACCUCGUCACGAACAAACAAGACGAACAAGACCCACCUUCUUACUCAAUUUCUAUUGAUUGUAAAACCAUCCCAGGAGUCGAUUUUGUCCACGCUGUUGCAGACGUGACCAUGGCAGAUUUCCUCUCCCCCAAUAACGACGUUCCACAAAUUGUUCAAUCCUUCUUUCUGCUAGACAAAUCUCUCAACCACGAUGGGCAUAGCUUGCCUUUGCUGGCUGUGCAGGUUACAGAGUUAUUGGAUGGAAUCUUCAUCGCUUGCUCUUUCAACCAUGUCGUCGGUGAUGGUACCUCUUAUUGGCAUUUCUUCAAACAAUGGGCCGACAUAUGCAGGAUGGUCAAGACCGUAAACCAUGAACAUAUCUCUCGCCCACCAGUCCUUAAUCGCUGGUUCCUCGAUGGUCACGGCCCCAUAAUCAGUUUACCUUUCUCUCACAGUGAUGGGUUUGUUGACAAGUGCCUGCCAGUAUCCAUGGGGCUCAAAGAUAAGUUCUUCCAUUUCUCACCACAAUCCAUUGCGAAGCUCAAAGCUAAGGCCAACGCUGAGUCUACCACCACCAGCGGCAGCACCAUAUCCUCCUUCCAGGCCUUAUUUGCACUUAUCUGGCGAUCUGUGACACGAGCACGCCGUCAUCUACCCAACCACCAGAAAACGACUUGCAGGAUGGCCAUCAAUAAUAGAUCAAGAUUGAACCCACCAUUAUCCCCAAACUACUUUGGAAACUGUAUUCAGGCAGUGAUCACAAGCGCCACCGUCGGAGAAUUACUCAGCCAUGGGAUUGGAUGGGCAGCUUGGCUAUUGGAUGAAGCUGUGAAUGACCAUUCUGACAGUAAGGUUAGAAGGAAGGUAGAGGAGUGGUUGAAAAGUCCUUACCAGUUUGGCAAUUUCUUUGAUCCUUAUGGUAUCAUGAUGGAAAGCUCACCCAGAUUCACUAUGUAUGGGUGUGACUUUGGGUGGGGACAAGCAGAGGCUGUUCGAAGUGGGUUUGCAAACAAGUUUGAUGGGAAGGUUUCUUCAUAUCCAGGGCGCCAUGAAGAAGGAAGUGUGGACUUAGAGAUGAGACUUCCACCUGAGACCAUGAGUGCCCUUGAGUUCGACCCUGAAUUUAUGGAUGCGGUGUCGCUGUCCCACCACCAUCAAUUGCAUUAACAUCUUUUCCCUGUAGUUCUCUUCAACCAAAUAAAGAAACAUCAACGUCAUCCUUCUGCC
Molecule: messenger RNA, 1431 nt
Organism: Macadamia integrifolia
Lineage: Eukaryota; Viridiplantae; Streptophyta; Magnoliopsida; Proteales; Proteaceae
Exons: 1
Source: RefSeq, a predicted model, not a curated record